AUGUGGCAUAUCGUUUAACACCGUUAAUGUAGUUUAAAUUGCAGUUCGAUUCUUUUAUGUAAAUCUUAAACUGAAAAACAAAUCAAAUUUUUGGAAGUGUCUCAAUGUUUGGACAGACACAGCUGCUGUUUGCUAAAGACCUUCGUCAUCAAGUUUUUUCAGACAAAUCUAGAAAUCUUCGUCAGUCAGUCGUGAAUCUCCAACACGCCAACAAUGUUUCCCACGUUCGAUCCCGAGUCCAAAGUGUGGACCGGUCCACAGCUUCCUUCGGUGUUCAAUCCGGAGGUGAACUUUGGAAAAAUUCUCCUCGCCACUAUGGGCCUCAACCCCGGCAAGGUGAUCCAGUACGACGCGGACACGGGCCGAACCAUGACCAACGGGGAGAUGCAACUGCGCGCGAUCCGUGCCUCGCAGAACUUGGCCGCCCUCGGACUGAAGCAAGGUGACAUGGCCGCGUUGGCUUGUACGAACAGUGAAAACGUGAUGCCCGUUGUGGUGGCGAUGUUCUUCAACGGGAUUCCGUUCAACACGCUGGCACCGGGCCACGAGGUGGACGAUUUGGCCCACAUGAUGCGGAUUACGCAGCCAAAGUUGGUGUUUUGUGACGUGGACAAUUACGAACGGGUGAAAAAGGCUACCGAGGUGGCUGUGCGGGAUAAACCGUUGUUGUACGUGUUUGAAAGUGACUUGGAGGGCGUGAACAAGGCAGAGGAUCUUCUGAAGGAAACGGGUCGUGAAAGGAUGUUCUUACCGACGUCCAACGGAGAUGCCCGGAAUCUACCAGGUAUCGUCCUCUGCUCAUCGGGUAUAACAGACCUACCGAAGGCUGUGACCUUGUCCCACGCACAGCUGGUUUCGAUGUACGGAAGUCUAGUUGGAGUGUUCAAGUUCAGUCUGCUUUUCAACUUCAGUCCCCUGUACUGGAUAUCCGGACUACACUCGCUCGGUCUAUCGCUAAUCCACGGCAUUCCACGAGUGAUCACGCGGAAACCGUUCUCCGAGGAUACUUUCUUCGACUUGUUUGAGAAAUAUCCAAUCGAUUACCUUUUCACGCCACCAUCACAUGCCCAUCUGCUGUUGCAGCAUCCCCGAUUUAAGACCACCGACUUCAGUAGGGUUAGAACGUGGCUCGUUGGUGGUAGUCCCGUGCCGGAUGCUUUGAGGGACUCUCUUGAAGCAAAACUUCCAAACGGAAAAACUGUAAUAAUCUUGGGCACCUCGGAAAUCGGGUUCAUAACGACGGAUUUCUUCAAGCGAAAGUCACUCUCGGUUGGUACGGCAGCCUCAAAUGUCCGGAUCAAAAUCGUGAACGAAGUGGGAAAAGCGCUGAACAAUGGGGAACGUGGCGAGAUCUGUAUGACCUUCAGUGAAAAGUUCCUCGGGUAUUACAACACUCCGGAGGUGACGGCUGCGGCGGUUGACGCCGACGGUUGGAUCCGGACCGGGGAUGUUGGGUACUUUGACGAGGAAGGUUACCUUUAUUUGGAGGGUCGUCAGAAGGAUAUGCUCAAGUGGAGAGGUUAUCAAAUAGCUCCCGCGGAUCUGGAAGCUAUUUUGCGAGAUAUUGAGGGGGUAGAUCAAGCGUACGUCGUUGGAUUGUUGGAUGAAGACGGGUCUUCCGAUUUGGCCACGGCAGUCGUCGUGAAGGUGGAAGGCAGUGAGUUGACCGAAGCCGAUAUUCUGGAGGUGGUUAAUGGCAAAGUGGCAGACUAUAAGAAACUUCGUGGAGGAGUGUACUUUGUGGACGAAGUUCCCUUCACCAGCAAUGGUAAAAUUUUGAGGAAAAAGUUGAUAGAACAAGUUAAAACAAUGUCAAUGACCCAGAAGAAAAACUAAAUGUUUGAUAUGGUUCAACAAACAUAAUUUGAAUUUCUAUGUAUUGUAAAUAACAAUA
This is a messenger RNA of Culex quinquefasciatus (southern house mosquito), 1894 nucleotides long. RefSeq names its product 4-coumarate--CoA ligase 1. The transcript is spliced from 3 exons. Bases 214 to 1836 code for a protein of 540 amino acids. Gene Ontology annotation, molecular function: long-chain fatty acid-CoA ligase activity. Lineage: Eukaryota; Metazoa; Arthropoda; Insecta; Diptera; Culicidae. The record is from RefSeq and is a predicted model, not a curated record. Gene Ontology annotation, biological process: fatty-acyl-CoA biosynthetic process; long-chain fatty acid metabolic process.